Molecule: messenger RNA, 2003 nt
Organism: Anolis sagrei ordinatus
Lineage: Eukaryota; Metazoa; Chordata; Lepidosauria; Squamata; Anolidae
Gene: DPH3
Product: diphthamide biosynthesis 3
Source: RefSeq, a predicted model, not a curated record
CCCGUAACAAAGAUGGCAGUAGGCUGAAAAAAGGGCUGCUGUUCGUUGUCAUAACGGAGUGUGGCGCACUAGGAAAGGUUUCCUGUCAGAAGAGAAGGGGCGAGGACGGUGCUGCGGGAUGUCCGUCUUCCACGACGAAGUCGAGAUCGAGGACUUCGAGUACGAUGAGGAGACGGAGACCUACAGCUACCCCUGUCCCUGCGGGGACCGCUUCCUCGUCACGCGGGAAGAUCUUGAAAAUGGCGAAGAUGUGGCCACAUGUCCAAGUUGUUCACUCAUUGUAAAAGUAAUCUAUGACAAGGAACAGUUCAUGUGUGGUGAAGAAAUCGCAGCACCCACAACGAACAAGGAGCUGGUGAAAUGCUGAUGGUUGUUUGAUAAAACUUGGGUCUUCUUGCAAAAUGUGGCAAUGUUUAAACACAAAACUCAAGGACACCUAUUUGGAAGACUCUGUUCUUACAGUGGUUGGUUGCUUUUCAAUAACUGCCUCUGCUCCCAUCAGAGAACUGAUGUUCCAAAACCCUGGAUGUUCUUGUGUGCCCAAGAAUUUUCAAAUAUUAAAGUUACAGCAUAAUAUUUCAAGUGUCAGACUAAAAACACAGACAAAGGUAUCAUGAAUAUUUUUUUUCCAAAUGGAGCAAUCCUUGCAAAUCAUCACUGUUUAAAGACUCUUGGAUUCCACCUGGAAAUGUGCAGAGUAUUUACCGUGGGGUCUUAUAAUAAGACAAAGAAGAUAAUCUUCCAUACUGAUGUGCUAUAUUUGUUGAAAUUGUAUUUACUCUAGUUCAUCGUAUAAUAGUCACACUCCUGUUUUUUGAAGGGGAAGAAAAGUGGAAAAAUAUGACUUAUGCGAUGAAAUAUAGGUAUAUUGAUUCACCUAUUCAUCUUUCUUGCACAGUGCCAACUUGUGUUGCCUAGGCAAUUCCAUUAGUUUAUUUUGACAUUAUAUAGUUUUAUUAUUUUGACAUUUGUGUUGUUGGACUAUUGUGAACAAAUGAAAGCUGACUUAAUAUUUUCAGUGUGCCAAAUCUGUAUGGACUCUGAGGUUCAGAGGAAUUUGAGCUUUUAAGUGGGCUUAACUCAGUAUAAAUUUGAAUGCUUAUUUCUUAGGAUUUCAUACCAGUCAGGGUUUGUAGCAACCUAAGUUGUAUUUCAAUUACAAUGGCUUUCCAAUUUGAGUAAUUUAUUUCUGUAAGACUUUGCAGAGUGAAUGUUUGUACAGUCUCAUCUGCAUUAAUGUUUGUAUUAGAACUUGCACAAAGUUCACUGAGUCUAUUUUUAGGAGUGUCAUAAUUUCACUCAAAAAUCACCAUGUUGUCAAAUUAUUUAACUGGCUAUUCAGUUUUCAGUAAUUGACUUUUGAUGCACUAGUCUAUUCAACUCCAAACAUUCAGACUUAUAGUCUGAUUUUAUUUUUCUAGACUUGGAAUUCAUGAAGAAAUGUAAACCUAUUUCAUUUUCAGGGGUCUCCCCCAUUAACUAGUAUUUAAUAACAAUCAGUCUGCUUAACUUGCUCUUGGACAGAAUGACAGCACAUGUUUAUGUGAUUUUUGAGAUCUAGCACUGACCAACAGUUUAUCAUCAUGUAAAUAAUUUUUUUGUUUAAAUCCAUUUUUAAACAGUUAAUGGCCAAUAAGAUGGCACCAAAAUUGGGGUUCAUAUCAAUAUUUGUAGAACGCUUGAAUUGCAAAUAUUUAUUUUGCCUUUUAAAUUAAAAGGUGAGUUUUUAAACUCUUGUAGAAGGUUUUAUUCUCCCUUUACUGGAAUGACAGUAAUGUUUUGUGAAAUCUUAUACUACAUUUUUUUUUCUGAUCACAAAAUUCAGAAUCUUUUCUGUGUCAGUUGCCACAAUACCUGUUGCAUCAUCUGGCUUUUAGUGUACAUAUCCCUAAAAUGUCAUGCUGAUACACUGACCUGUAAAAUCAGGUCAUGUAGAACUAUUGAGUAAGUUAAUUUACGGACUUGCUGUGUUGGCAGUAAAGCGGAUAAAUUUGUACUCUCCA